AUGGUCCUGACGCUGCUGCUCUCCGCCUACAAGCUCUGCCGUUUCUUCGCCAUGUCGGGCCCACGGCCGGACGCCGAGCGGCUAGCGGUGCCGGGGCCGGACGGGGGUGCCGGCGCGAGCCAAUGGUGGGUGGCGGGCAGCCGCAGGCCCCGCGAGGUAUCGCCGGGGGGAAGCACCGAGGUGCAGGGCGCCCUGGAGCGCGCACUGCCCGAGCUGCAGCAGGCGCUCUCGGCGCUGAAGCAGGCAGGCAGCGUGCGGGCCUUGGGAGCCAGCCUAACUGAAAUUUUCCAGCUUGUGGAGGAGGCCUGGCUGCUACCGGCCAUGGGCCGCGAGGUAGCCCAAGGCCUGUGCGACGCUAUCCGCCUGGAAGGUGGCCUGGACCUGCUGCUACGCCUGCUCCAGGCGCCGGAGCUGGAGACGCGCGUGCAGGCUGCCCGCCUGUUGGAGCAGAUCCUGGUGGCCGAGAACCGGGACCGCGUGGCGCGCAUUGGGCUGGGCGUGAUCCUGAACCUGGCAAAGGAGCGUGAGCCGGUGGAGCUGGAGCGCAGUAUGGCUGGCAUCUUGGAGCACAUGUUCAAGCAUUCGGAGGAGACGUGCCAGAAGCUGGUGACAGCCGGCGGCCUGGACGCGGUGCUGUAUUGGUGCCGCCGCACGGACCAGGCGCUGCUCCGUCACUGCGCUAUGGCGCUAGCCAACUGCGCGCUGCACGGGGGCCAGGCGGUGCAGCGGCGCAUGGUGGAGAAGCGUGCCGCCGAGUGGCUCUUCCCGCUCGCCUUCUCCAAAGAGGACGAGAUGCUGCGCCUGCACGCCUGCCUGGCCGUGGCCGUGCUGGCCACCAACAAGGAGGUGGAGCGCGAGGUGGAGCACUCCGGCACGCUGGACCUCGUGGAGCCGCUCGUGGCCUCGCUGGAUCCCGGGCACUUCGCCCGCUGCAUGGUGGACGCCAGUGACACCAGCCAGGGCCGUGCCCCUGACGACCUGCAGCGUCUUGUGCCGCUGCUCGACUCUUCGCGCUUGGAGGCGCAGUGCGUCGGGGCUUUCUACCUCUGUGCGGAGGCAGCCAUCAAGAGUCGGCAGGGCAAGACCAAGGUAUUCAGCGACAUAGGUGCCAUCCAGAGCCUGAAACGCCUCGUCUCCUACUCCACUAAUGGCACCACGUCGGCGCUGGCCAAGCGCGCGCUGCGCCUGCUGGGCGAGGAGGUGCCGCGGCGCAUCCUGCCCAGCGUGCCGAGCUGGAAGGAAGCCGAGGUCCAGACGUGGCUGCAGCAGAUCGGCUUCUCCCAGUACUGCGAGAAUUUCCGGAAGCAGCAAGUAGAUGGAGACCUGCUUCUGCGGCUCACCGACGAGGAACUCCAGACCGACCUGGACAUGAAGUCAGGCAUCACCCGCAAGAGGUUCCGCCGGGAGCUCACGGAGCUCAAGACCUUCGCCAACUACGCAACGUGCGACCGCAGCAACUUGGCUGACUGGCUGGGCAGCCUGGACCCGCGCUUCCGCCAAUACACCUACGGCCUGGUCAGCUGCGGCCUGGACCGCUCGCUGCUGCACCGCGUGUCCGAGCAGCAGCUCCUGGAGGACUGUGGCAUCGGCCUGGGCGUGCACCGCGCCCGCAUCCUCACAGCCGCCAGAGAAAUGCUACAUUCCCCGCUGCCCUGCACCAGUGGCAAGCCCGGCGGGGACACUCCAGACGUCUUCAUCAGCUACCGGCGGAACACAGGCUCCCAGCUGGCCAGCCUCCUGAAGGUGCACCUGCAGCUGCACGGCUUCAGUGUCUUCAUCGACGUGGAGAAGCUAGAAGCUGGCAAGUUCAAGGACAAGCUCAUCCAGAGUAUCAUGGAGGCCCGCAACUUUGUGCUGGUUUUGUCGGCUGGGGCUCUAGACAGGUGCAUGCAAGACGACGACUGCAAGGACUGGGUGCACAAGGAGAUCGCAACUGCCUUGAAGUACCACAAGAACAUCGUGCCUGUCAUUGACAGCUUCGAGUGGCCAGAGCCCCAGGCCCUGCCGGAGGACAUGCAGGCUGUGCUCAACUUCAAUGCCAUCAAGUGGUCCCACGAGUACCAGGAGGCCACCAUCGAGAAGAUCAUCCGCUUCCUGCAGGGCCGCUCCUCCCGGGACUCAUCUGCUGGCUCCGACACCAGUUUGGAGGGCACUGCACCCCCUGGGCCCCAUCUAACCAGCCCCUAGCCCCCAUUUCCGUCAUGCCCCCCAUUUCCAUCAUCCUCCCCACCCCAGUGGAACAGCCCCUCAAACUGGCCUCCCUGGGCUGAUGCAGCCUGGGCUCUUCUCAGGAAAUGGCUAACUCCCCUGUCCUCAUGGUCCACCUCAAACCCAACGUCCUUAGUAUCUGCAAAGAGAAGGGAAGCCAGGCACUGGGGGUGCUAAGACCUCCCCCAGGCCCUUGCCCUCAGUUCCUGUCUUGAGUGUGGA
Molecule: messenger RNA, 2430 nt
Organism: Budorcas taxicolor (takin)
Lineage: Eukaryota; Metazoa; Chordata; Mammalia; Artiodactyla; Bovidae
Gene: SARM1
Product: sterile alpha and TIR motif containing 1
Exons: 9
Coding region: 1-2187 (728 amino acids)
Biological process (GO): signal transduction; negative regulation of MyD88-independent toll-like receptor signaling pathway; response to axon injury
Cellular component (GO): dendrite
Molecular function (GO): protein binding; NAD+ nucleosidase activity; signaling adaptor activity
Source: RefSeq, a predicted model, not a curated record